Molecule: messenger RNA, 1620 nt
Organism: Acanthocheilonema viteae
Lineage: Eukaryota; Metazoa; Nematoda; Chromadorea; Rhabditida; Onchocercidae
Source: the annotation of a GenBank genome assembly
UUCCUGAAAUGCAUUAAUGGUAAAUGUCAAUAUGAUAUGCCGGAUGUUUAUGUUAAUUUCAUCCAAGGUGGAAAUAAUUUGGAAGGAGUAUAUGUGACAAAAACAUUCAAUGAAAAAAAUUGGAAAGUAAAUUGGAAUGUUCUUUUUGCAAUUGUUUAUGCUACAAUGACACCAGCUAAAAUUGGUGCAGGGGAUGAGCAAAAUGUUAUUACACCAUAUGGUUUAUGUCAUUAUCGUUUCUCAAAACUACGUGACAAAAUAUUUCGGCGACAAAUAAACCAUUGCAAAUUUGAUGGUAUCCGCAAUUUUACAGCAAUUGAUGACCUUACACAACACAAUUAUCAACAUUCUGUUGUUUACAUACAAAAUACCAAAUCAAAUGCAGAUAUUAUCGAUAUUGAAGCUGAAGAGAUGAUGAGUCUGAAGAGCUCGUUAAUUCCUGAUUGGAGCCUAAUUGUGGAAACUCAGGUAAAAAUGAAAAUGACAAAUCGUACCGUUCUUUUUGCUAAACCUUUCUGUUCGACGAAAUUAUCAGUUGAUGAAUGCGCUCAGACUGUAUUCAAUGCAAAACGAAUGGGCAGAAAUUGGAAGGAAAUUAAUCAAAAAUUGAAUAUUGGAAUUAAAAAAGAGCGAUCAAAGCUGAAAUUCAUCCUACAAAAAAGCAACAACGAAUUUCCAAAUAAGAAAGCCGAUAGUUUAGCAUCAAUUUUAAACAGUAUACUAUUCGCUACAGAUAAGGAUUUAUUGGAUGCAAUAAAAGAAUUUAGAAAUACUCCAAUUAUGUCAGUAUUUGUGGAUGCUAUUGGAUUAGCCGGUACAAUGACAUCGUAUACUGUUGGCAAAAAUGCUUUUACUACGGAAGUUCCAGAAUUUCUCGAACGUUUCCUUCAAGCUCUCUCACAAACGACAAAGAUUGAUAUUGCGAUUAUUAAUGAUCUAAAGACUUGGAUGAAAAGUACAAAUGAUGAGUAUUAUGUUAAGCAUAUAGCAUUUACUAUUGCAAAUAUUUAUCGUCGCUACUGCGAUUCAACAAAAAGUCGCAAAUAUGCAUGCGAAAAUGGAAAAAAUCAAGAUGUAAAUGAAUUCACAGAAUAUAUCAUUACGCGAUGUAAAGAUGAUAGCAAUUGUCAGAAAAGUGCACUGCAAAUUUUUGAAAAUUUGCCAUUAUUAAAUUUAUUACCUUAUGCAAUUCAAUUUCUAUGUAAAUCAAGUAAUAAUACAAACUUAGUACAACGUGAAGCACUACGAUUCCUUCAACUUUUUGAUGGAAAACAUUUUCAUUGGAAGACAAUCAAUAAAUUACUUUCUAUCUUUCGUAAUGCAUGUCCAUUACGUCAAACAAUCACCGAUCAAACGCUUGCAAUCGAAGUACUGCUAAAUAUUCUACCAUAUAAAGAAUUGGUUGGAACCUAUUUGCUCAGAUCUGAAGAGCUUUUUCCAAUAGAACACGAAAAAUGGGCUUACUUUUAUCAAAGCAUUACUCGAAGACGGCAAAUUUCACCUGAUUUCAAUUCAUAUUGGGCCAAAAUGCGUUCAUUUCGAAUAUUUCAACCAAAUUAUGCUCAUCGUAGUUUAAAAGCUACCUCAGAUGUUUCUACAGUCAAUAUUGCAGGUAAUUAA